CGUCUCCCCAUCACAGUACCCUGAAAUGACAUUAGAUUAUAACCAGAACAUCGUCCUUUCAAAGGGACGCAUGGAAAACAACGUUAAGCUUGUCCAUGGCCCUGCCACAUGGAACGUCAAUGAAGUGGUAUCCUACGCCAAUAACAAUGGUCACCGCGAUAUGAACAUCCACUGGACAGUCGCUUGCACACACUAUGAGAUCGAUACCUCUGGUUCCUUUGCACUGGAGUUCUCUCCAAAUCACCUGAAGGGUGACUAUCACUUCCAACUGUCUCCGGGAGAGAACAGGUCAUCCUAGUGGAAUUCAGUCAUCAGUAUGACGUCGAAACACUCGGACGUAUCAACGUGCAGGCUGAGGACCUGAAGUCUUCCCUUGAAUUUGUUUUCAAUAAGAUCGCAGCUGGCCACUACAAAGCUCAGGUGUCUGGUGGCUUUAAUGAGAAAGAAAUGGCUUUGGAAGGAAACUUUAAGGAUAAUUCCAUGGCCGGUAAAGUCAACACCAUUGUCGAUGGAUUCUUCAAGACGUCCGACUUCGACUGGAAAUCCAACCUGGGUAUCUAUGCAGACAAGGACAAGGCCAAUGUUAACUUCAAGAUUAAUGCCGACGGCAACGAAUACAUGGCCAAGUUUGAGGGCACCCGCACUUCCCUUCUCGUUGAAUCGAACUUCGUCAAACACAUUCUUGUUGAUGCCCACGUAACCAGUACACAGGACAUGAGGAAACUACAUGUUGCUGCUGAGUGGGACAAGGAUGUGGAUCCCACAAAAGCUUUCGUCAUUGAUGGACAGUUUGCUAAUGGCGAAAUUGGAGCGGAAUUCAAAUAUGGUGACAGGGAAGUGUCCAUCCUUGGCAAGCUAAUUGACAGUGGUGUGGAGGUGGAAACCAAAUGGGCUUCUGACAAGAGAAUCUUCGUCAAUGUUCACUACACACUUGGCAAUACCAAUUCGCUGGCAGCUACAGUGCAGACGCCAUUCCAAGGUUGGGAAAAACAGGAUGCCACCUUUACCUUCUCCAUCAAGGAUUAUGAAGUUGAGAGCCGAUUUUCUGCUACAUGGAAGAACACACAGCAAAUGGCACUUAUUGUCACUGGUAAGGUAGAACCUGGACUCUUUACCAAUGCUCUUUCCACCAAAGUUGCAUUCACAAGCACCUUUGAUAACUAUGAGCGUAUCGAAUUCUCUCUGGAUCAUAACAUGGUUGAUUCUACCAUCAAGACUCAUUUGGAGGGCGCCUGGAACCAAGAGAAAAUGGAAGGCAACUUCCAACUCACUCCUAACACCAAUGGUGUAGAUGCUCGAGCUACCUUCACUUCCCCUGUCACAGAGAACAUCCUUGUGACAUUGCAUCAUGAGUUACUCAACAAGCAGUUGUCUACCAUAAUUUGGGACAAGGAUGUGGAUCCUGCAAAAGCUUUCGUCAUUGAUGGACAGUUUGCUAAUGGCGAAAUUGGAGCGGCAUUCAAAUAUGGUGACAGGGAAGUGUCCAUCCUUGGCAAGCUAAUUGACAGUGGUGUGGAGGUGGAAACCAAAUGGGCUUCUGACAAGAGAAUUUUGUCAAUGUUCACUACACUUGGCAAUACCAAUUCGCUGGCAGCUACAGUGCAGACGCCAUUCCAAGGUUGGGAAAAACAGGAUGCCACCUUUACCUUCUCCAUCAAGGAUUAUGAAGUUGAGAGCCGAUUUUCUGCUACAUGGAAGAACACACAGCAAAUGGCACUUAUUGUCACUGUUGCAUUCACAAGCACCUUUGAUAACUAUGAGCGUAUCGAAUUCUCUCUGGAUCAUAACAUGGUUGAUUCUACCAUCAAGACUCAUUUGGAGGGCGCCUGGAACCAAGAGAAAAUGGAAGGCAACUUCCAACUCACUCCUAACACCAAUGGUGUAGAUGCUCGAGCUACCUUCACUUCCCCUGUCACAGAGAACAUCCUUGUGACAUUGCAUCAUGAGUUACUCAACAAGCAGUUGUCUACCACAUUUGAAGUGAAAUAUGGACAAGAGAUCUCUACUGCUACUGCCACAGGUCACGUGGAUUAG
Penaeus vannamei (Pacific white shrimp) is the source of this 2034-nucleotide messenger RNA. The record is from RefSeq and is a predicted model, not a curated record. NCBI's taxonomy places the organism in Eukaryota, Metazoa, Arthropoda, Malacostraca, Decapoda, Penaeidae.